AUGAGUGAAUAAAUUUUAGAGUAAGUAUUGGAACAAAGAUUAGGAUUUGGAAAGCAUUAUUGGAGAUAGUUCUUCAUAAUAAGUUUCAUAGACUUCCUAGAUGGUGCUGAGUUUCUUUAUUUAGCAUUACUAAUUCCUGCAAUAAAAUAGGAAUGGAAUUUAUCAAUAAUGGAACUUUCAAUAUUUGGAUCAUCUUUUACCUUAGGGUUAACGAUAGGUUCGAUCAUUUGUGGUUUCUUAGCAGAUAGAAUGGGCAGGAAGACUAUAUUAAUAAUAGGAACAGUUUUUCAAGUAUUUUAUUUAUUCGUUUUUCUUACAGUGUUUACCAAUAACAUAAUUGAAAUGAUCCUGCUUAGACUUAUAUAUGGGACUGUAAUAGGCAUGAAUCUUCCGAUUAGUUCAAUAUUGAUGAUUGAAGUUACUCCAAAGCUUCAUAGAGGAAAAAUUAUAGUGGCUCUCUAAGUACUUAUAUUGUUGGGACGUGGUUGGAUAAUGAUAUUAGGAUAUAUUUUUAUGGAAAGUAUUUCAAAGGGUAAUUGGAGAGCCAUCUCUUUAUGUAAUAGCGUUCCGUGUUUGCUAUGUAUAAUUGGAACAAUUUUUUGGAUUUAAGAAUCCCCAAGAUUUUUGAUUUUAAAUGAAGAAAUUCAAAAAGGAAUUGAUAAUCUAAAUUAGAUUGGAUAAUUUAACAAUUCAGAAUAUCAGAUGUUGACUGAAGACGAAAUUUAAAGUUUAAAAGAGUGGGCAUAAUUGCAAAAAUAGCACCAUUAGUAAAAAGAAAAUAAUUCUAUUAAAUAAUUGUUUAAUUAAGAUAAUUUGGCAAUUACAUGGAUGAACUAUUCAAUAAAUUUCUUGUUUAUGUUUGCAAUGAUGGCUAUCUUUAACAUUUUACCAUUUAUUUUGGAUGAUGAAAACAAGACAUUGUUACAUUUGUACAUUUUGGAUAUAGGUGAGAUUCCAGCUAUAUUUGUAAUGUUAUAUAGUAUCGAUAAAUUUGGUAGAUUAUCAACUUUGUUAUUUUCUACAUCAGUACUCACUUUAAUUCUAUUUUCUACAUGGCAUUGGAAAUUGUAUAUAAUCAUUACAGGACUUGCCAUCUUUAAAUUCUGUUGCAAGAUAAAUUGUGGAACAUUGAAUGUCUUAUUUGCUGAAUCCUAUCACACUCUAUAUCGUUCCUUAGGACUUGGGACGACAAAUGCAAUGGGAGGAAUAGCAGGAUCUCUGGCACCAUUUGUAGUCUUCCCAAUCUAUUUCUAUAAUUAUUAUUUACCAUUCUUAAUUUGUGGUGUGUUUAGUUUAUUCACACUAAUUUUAUUAAUAUUUUAUCCUAUUGAUUUAACCAAAAAGCCCUUAGAUUAGCUAAAACAAAAAUGA
Paramecium tetraurelia is the source of this 1371-nucleotide messenger RNA. RefSeq lists its product as uncharacterized. The record is from RefSeq and is a predicted model, not a curated record. NCBI's taxonomy places the organism in Eukaryota, Ciliophora, Oligohymenophorea, Peniculida, Parameciidae. Gene Ontology annotation, molecular function: transmembrane transporter activity. Gene Ontology annotation, biological process: transmembrane transport. The transcript has 2 exons.